Molecule: messenger RNA, 1812 nt
Organism: Hypoxylon trugodes
Lineage: Eukaryota; Fungi; Ascomycota; Sordariomycetes; Xylariales; Hypoxylaceae
Exons: 1
Coding region: 204-1751 (515 amino acids)
Source: RefSeq, a predicted model, not a curated record
UUUUAUUUUCUCGGAGGAAAAAAGAAAGAAAGAAGGAAAUACUUUCCCAGUAAUUUUCGCUUUGAACGGAUAUUAUUAUAUUUAUCCCUCAACUAUUUUCGUUAUUCUGCCAAAAAUAUACAGCUUUGAGCAUCAACAAGUAGAGUCUGGCUCAAGCCCAAACACCUAAAAUCAUCGCUCAAUUGUGAUAACCUGAAAACAUCAUGUCCGCAAAUCUGGACCUUUCCUUGCCCGCCAAGGCACCCUCGAUGGCACGCUACCACGACGCGCCUAUGAGUUUACACCCCACAGCUCUCUACACACUUGUCGACCUCACCGACGCAGAACUUGAAGCCCUUGAGCGCAAGUGUGAAACUGGGUGCAUUGAGGAGGGCAGUGAGCGGGGCACCAGCGUGCGCCUCGCCCCGCAACCACGUUUUGUCGGCCAGCCACUGCGCGCCGCAUUUGAUUACCAUCUCGAGUUGGGAACGCAAAACGCGUUUGAGCCCAGGUAUUUUCUCGCUGCUGUCGAUAACGACUGGCAAUCCAAGGGUGUCUUAUUAGUAACACUAGAUGAUGACGAACUCGAUUGCAAUGUGGACUCAUUUCGCAUCAAAGCUGUUGAUUCUGGCUUGAGUAUAGCGAACCUGCAAAUUGGUAAUACUUCGUGGGACGAAGAAAAAGAAAGUUUUGAGUUUACUCCCGACGGCGAUGACAACAAUAACAAUAACAACAACGCCGACAAUGAUGAUGAUGAUGAUGAUGAUGAUGAUGAUGAUGAUGACGAUGACGAUGAUGGACCACCAGCACCGACCAAGAAUAUUCCCCUAGGAUACUACAUCCCUAUUUACAUCCACUCAAGUCUAUCCGAAGAUCAAGUCGUUGAAGACUUAGAGCCAGCGUUCCAAAAGAAAGCGCCCGAGAAUAUAGGUUGCCGCAUACAGGCCAAACUCACGCCUACCUCAGAGUCAUCAUCCAUCCAAGACCUCAUCCGACAAGCCGCUUCUGUACACCCCCUACGCUGUGCAAAAAACAAAUAUCUACAUAAAACUUACAUCCUCGUCAUUGAUACGGCAGAUCCCGAUGAUAAUGGCAUGCUAAUGGUGAAAUUACCGUCAUGGGAUGCGAAUCUCUCGGGGACAAUCGAUAAGACACAGCUGCGCCGCAUUGGAGAGGAAUUGGCUCUUGAAACCCCUCAACAUAUCCGUAUCCCGUAUGCUUGCUACGAAGGCCUGCAGACGCCAUUCCUCACACGAGCCAAUGGCGAUGCCGACUGGCCAUCAGAAGAGGUGCGCGCUCGACCCGUCUUCGUCGUUUUUCAGUAUAACACGCGCGGCAAGGAACUUGGUUUAGGUUCUACCUUAAUCGAUCCAAGCGCUUCAAAGCGGAGGCUCGGCGAAGAACGACUGGUGUAUGCAGCCGACGCCAUAAAGCCCCCCAGACAAGGUAUAGAACUUAUAUCAUGGAAUUAUGACGAGGCAGUUAGACGAUUUCCCUGGUUUUGCCGGGAGAAUCGGUUUGUCGAGGGCUUAGACAAGACUUUUUUCAUAUGUAUAGAUGGUCCCGAUGUACCGCAGAAAGGCGUGCUACUAGUGCGGAGGAAAUGGGAUGGAAAUGUAUGGGGACGAACGCGUGAUGAGCUACUUGGCUUACCCGUUGAGGGCGUGAAGCAAGUAAGAGUCCCCAUCAAGGAAGCCCUUGGUCUUCUGGAAAAGGGAAGCAAGGAUGAAAUAGAUGGAAUGAGUGAGGAAUUGAGAGAUUUCUUCUCGUAGGCGCUUCAAUCACCCACCCGGGUAAUGGGGUAAAAUGGACAAAUCGAGUUGAGGGGCGACU